UGAGAACUGUUGUUCAGCCGCUCUGCUCGUUCGCUUUGUGCCACUCAGUAUUCGUUCUUUCAUUUGCUUCUAGGACAAAUUCCGAACGUUCACAUCCGCCGGACCUGGGUAAACCCCGAGCUCCAAUAGUCUAAUGCCUCCUCCUCCUAAUCUCUGCUUUCCCUUCCUCUUCCUCCUGCUCACCGCCACCAUCUCAACCAAGGUCCAAGCUCUAGGCGUGAGCUGGGGCACGACGGCCUCCCACCCGCUGCCGCCGCGCAAGGUAGUGGAGCUCUUGAAGUCCAACAACAUUACCAAAGUCAGGCUGUUCGAUUCCGACCCGCUAGUCCUCGAAGCUCUUUCCGGCUCCAACAUUGGCGUCACCGUCGGCAUUCCCAAUUCCAUGCUCAAGACCCUCAACUCCUCCAAGAAAGCAGCCGAGAGCUGGGUCCACGACAAUGUCACCCGAUUCUUCUCCACCGCCCGCACUGGAGCCCGAAUUGAGAAUGUUGCUGUGGGAGAUGAGCCAUUUCACCAGAUGUAUGGUGAGCAGUUCCAUUCAGUUGUCAUUGGCGCGGUCAUCAAUGUGCAAUCAGCUUUAGCGAAAGCGAGCCUGGGGAGUGAAAUAAAAGUGGUGGUUCCUCUCAGUUCAGAUUCCAUUCAGUCAGAAUCAGGUCUACCAUCCAAGGCACACUUCAGGCCUGACCUCAACAAGACAAUGCUCGAGCUCCUCACAUUCCUCGACAAGCAUCAUUCGCCCUUCUUCGUAACCAUCUCUCCCUUUCUCAGCUUCCUGCAAGAUAAGAACGUCUCCCUCGACUUUGCACUGUUCAAAGAGACUGCACGCCCUCGUAAUGAUACCCACAGCAGAACAUACAGAAACAGCUUCGAUUUGACCCAUGACAAUGCAGUUGCUGCACUAUCUGCUGCUGGGUUUCCCGGUAUGCCCAUUGUUGUCGCGAGAGUGGGCUGGCCCACUGAUGGAGCAGCUAAUGCUUCCUCACAAACUGCGGAGAUAUUCAUGAAAGCGCUGAUGCAACGUCUUCAUGCCAAGUCAGGGACAGCGCUUAGGCCUCAGAAUCCGCCAUCAGAGAUUUUUAUAUUCAGCCUUUUCGAUGAGAACCAGAGGAGCAUAGCAAGUGGGGGAUUUGAGAGGCACUGGGGAGUGUUCACAUUUGAUGGGCAGGCGAAAUAUCGGAUUGACUUUGGGCAAGGGAGUAGCAAGGACCUGGUGAAUGCACAAGAAGUUGAUUAUCUGCCUUCCAAAUGGUGUGUUGUGGAUAAUAAUAAGGACGUCUCUAAUGCAAGUGCCCGUGUUUUGGAUGCAUGCUCUGCUGCGGAUUGCUCAGCACUUUCGCCCGGUGGGUCGUGUUCCAACCUCAGCUGGCCAGGGAAUGCAUCUUAUGCAUUCAACAAUUACUAUCAACAGCAUGAUCAGGCGCGAGAUAGCUGUGAUUUUGGAGGGUUAGGAUUGAUCACGACUGUUGAUCCGUCCAUUGGUAGUUGCCGGUUCUGGAUUGAGCUUGAUACUUCUGAAGCUGGUUCCCAUAGCAGGGUCUGCCUUUUCUGGUUGUUGAUCUUAUUAAUAACCGUGCUUGUAUAGAAGGAAGAAUGAAUGACUCCUUCAAGAAACACUUCCACAGAGAGCUAUUAUUUUGUAUGGGUGCCAAGAGACUGAACUUGUAUUGAAGCUUCUGCCAUGGUUGGUUCGCCUUUCUCAUGCAACAAAAGCCUUCCUUGGUUCCUUGUGGAAAUGAAUCGGUUUGAUGCUCGAAAUCCUGCUCCAAUGGUGUUUGUGCCAUUGCAGGAAGUUAGAGAAAUAUUAGGGCUUAAUUGCAAGUUUGGUCACUGGAAUUGCUUAAAAAUUUCAUAUUUACCACUAUAAUUACUUUAUUCCAUUCGUAGUCACUUAAAUUAGUU
Molecule: messenger RNA, 1899 nt
Organism: Linum tenue
Lineage: Eukaryota; Viridiplantae; Streptophyta; Magnoliopsida; Malpighiales; Linaceae
Source: the annotation of a GenBank genome assembly